Adineta ricciae is the source of this 1062-nucleotide messenger RNA. The record is from the annotation of a GenBank genome assembly. Lineage: Eukaryota; Metazoa; Rotifera; Eurotatoria; Adinetida; Adinetidae.
AUGGAGCUUGAUCUUCAACAAGCUUUGGAUUUUGCCGAGAGAAGAAAUUUUAAAAGAUCAAUGAAAUAUUAUGAGACAAAAAAGGAGAAACGAAGAUUUUCUCGUGAACAAAUCUCAGGCAAUCCUGAAGAAUCUGCUGUCAUUUCUUCAUUUUCACUUGAUCUCGGUUCCAAAUCGAAAAGUGAAGUAGAUGAACAAACCAGCUGCUUACUGGAAAAUGAAAUCAGUGAAAACGCUAUGAAUUGCCAAGAAAAUCUUAUCAACGUGAGCGAAGUCGAAAAGAUCCUUUCAAAUGAUGGUGAGAUUAUUCAUCAUUCGUUCGAUGGCUCAGAACUGUCUAGUGCCGAUUUGAAUGUUAAUACUGAAGAUCUAUUACAUUUUUACACACAUAUUUCAACCACAGAAUUUUGUUCGAGGUUAUUGACUUUAUUGAGAAAUUCUAAUACCUGCAAAUCACAAGCAAAUCGUUUUUUAUCAUUUAUAAGGACAAUACUUCCAUCGCCGAAUAAUGUUCCAACGAAAAUGGAAGAUCUUUUACAACAAUUAGACAUUGAAAACAAUAUUCUCAAGAAAUGUUUGCUAUGUACGAACUGCAAUGAAUACACAUCACGUCCAAAAAUGUUUUGUUCGAAAUGUUCGUCAACGGAUGCGAAGAAUUUUGCUUUUGUGUACGAUAUGAACAUAGAAGAAUACAUCAAACAGGUUUAUGUGAGAUUCAGAGUCGAGAUCGAUGAGUAUCGGAAUCAACUUUAUUUGCAUCAAGAUGUGGAGAGGACUAACGAUAUAGGAUUUAACCAUAUGUAUCAGCAAUUAUUGAAGAAUAAUGAAAACAAUGAAUUUAUUACGUUUCUAUUGCAUCUCCACGGAAUUAGUUUAUCCAAAUCAUCUAAUUUGAAAAUGUGGCUAUUUUCUGGUUCAAUAAUUGAAUUACGUCCUCAAUUACGGAGUCAUCGUUACAACAAUAUUAUUUUUUCAUUCUGGUUUGGCUACAAAGAACCUGAUGUGAAGAUUUGGCUGGGGAACUGCACGAAUUUGAUAAGAUUACUAAAAACAAAAAGUUAG